Molecule: messenger RNA, 3760 nt
Organism: Chiloscyllium plagiosum (whitespotted bambooshark)
Lineage: Eukaryota; Metazoa; Chordata; Chondrichthyes; Orectolobiformes; Hemiscylliidae
Gene: fbxw10
Product: F-box and WD repeat domain containing 10
Molecular function (GO): protein binding
Source: RefSeq, a predicted model, not a curated record
UGCUCAGGAAGCCUCUGAGUUUACGUGGCAGAGUCCCUGCUGCCUGGCAACCGGGAGAGAUACACUGGAGAGAAGGAUCGAGCCGAGGCAAGACAAAACAAAACAAACACUCGAGCAAGGAGCCAACCUUAACUGGAAGACUUUCUGAGCAACUCUGAGUGAGAAAAUGCAUGAUCUGGACGCAGCGGGUAAAAUGACUGAGUUCAACUUUCACGCCCCAUCCACGCUGACCUGCCGGACCGACUGUUCGGCCCCUCGCUGCGGCUCCUGCUAUACCUGCACGCUGCAGCGCAGGCUAGCCUCCACCAAGCAGUGGUUCCUGCGAGCUGGGGACAUCACCAAGCAGCAGUUCCUCAUCGGGCUGGUCCGCAGGGUUGACAGCCUGGAUCUCCUGCUGCAGCUCAACAGGCUCCUGCAGCCCACCCUCAGCAAAGACUUCACCCACUCCCGCUCGUCUGCUAACCCCAGCCUGCCCGAGGACUUCAGCACCCUGAGCUCAGACCGCUCCCUGAACAAGCUGGAUUUGCACAACUAUGUGACCAGCGCCUGGGAGUGGUUUACUGGCUCCAAGCGUUGGACCAAAACAAACUACCUGCUGGGCUUAUUCCAGCUGUGCGAUAUCAAGCAUCUACAUCACAUUGGGAAUCUGAUCCGAACACUUAUAAUCGGCAGGAGCACUCCUGAAUUCUUUGAAUGGAAAGGUGAAGAGAAAGAUGAAGAUGAUAACUUGCUGCAUGAAUCGAAUUCUACCUUUCGGACGGAUGAACAUCCUGAACUGGAGCAGCUGACUGAAAUCUGGCCUGAGUAUUCAGAAGUCACACUUGAAAUGCUUCCAUCGAGCCUGUUGUAUCGACCGGAAGACAAGACUGUUGCAGCAUCAAGACUUGGUCUUCAGUUGAAGAGCAAGAAGACAAAGAAGAAGCAAAUAGUGUCCUCGAGAAUAGCUAAUGAGUCACCUGUUAUUGUUGAACCUCCAAUACCGAUACGUAUAACUUCACCUUUUGAGGCUACUUCAGGAGUCACAUAUCAUAAGGACUUCAUCCGCUGUCUUCCUAUUCAUCUGGCAAAAUAUGUUCUUGGCUUUCUAGAUCAGAACUCUCUCCAAAACUGCAUGCUUGUGUCACGCCAUUGGGCCUACCUGGGAAAGGAGUUUACAAGGGAUAAACUAGCCAUCCAAUGCAUUUUUGAUGAAAUCACAAAGUUACAGGCUACAGCUCCUCACAAUAUUAACACAGUGUAUGCAAAGAUCUGUCAAAUUCCAGUACCAAGAAUAGAUGAGAAGGGAUUCACCAUACCAACACAAAAUUUGAAGAAAAAGAUUGGAUUGGCAGCAUCAUACAUUGGCAUCCAUACUGACAUUGUGCAAAUGGAGGAGAGAAACGUCUACUGUGGUCCAUACAAUAUAAUAGUCAUCAAACAAUUUACGGACGUUUCCAGGGUCAUUCACUAUGAUGGUGGACAAUGGAUAGCUAUAGCCUCUGGAGACAGAAGGAUAAGAUUCUUGGAUAUCAACCAUUCCAAAGAUGUACCCCGUUCAUUGAGUGGACAUGCUGGAGCCAUCAAGGCAGUGAUUCUUUGUGAAGAGCAAGGUUUUCUCCUUAGUGGAAGCUAUGACCUUACUAUCAGAAAGUGGAAUCUGAAGACUGCAACGUGUGUGACCAUGUACCGGGGCCACACAGGAUUUAUUACCUGUCUUAGCCUACAUGAGAACAUGCUUGUAUCAGGAUCAACGGACUGUCAUGCUAAAGUGUGGGACCUUCAGAAAGGAACCUGUUUUCAUACCUUCAAGCAAGACAAAUCAAUUCUAUCAGUGGCUAUCAAUGCAACAUAUGUGGUGAGCGGCAAUGAGAAAGGAGUAAUCCACGUGUGGAACAUCAAACCUCCUUCAUUAGUUAAGGUUCUGACUGGUCAUAUAAACUCAAUCACGUGUAUGACUUUUGAUCAAUGGCAUUUGAUCAGUGGAAGCAAGGAUAAAUGUAUUAAGGUGUGGAGUAUGAUGGGAAAAUUUAGUGACUGUUUAAUGACUUUCAAGCAUCCACAGGAAGUGCUAUGUCUGCAAUUUGUUUACCUUCGUGUUAUCAGUGGAUGCAGAGAUGGAAAGAUUCGAAUUUUUGACCUAUUGAAUGGUAUCUGUCUAAGAAUGAUGAGAGCAACUGGCCAUGGAGAUCCUGUGCUAUCCAUACAUAUUGCUGGAAAUAGGAUGGUAAUAAACACAAUGUCCAAUGUGGUGAAAUUUCAGUUUGAGGAUAUUGUAUGGGAUUACAAAGCUAAAGCAUCAAUCCUUGAUGCCUCAACACCACAGGACAAAUUUAAAAUGGCACCGCUGAGGAAACAACCAUACAGUUAUGUACGUGCUCAGCGCAUGAGAAGGAUUGGUUCAACCAAUGAAAAGAUCUACCAUAGACAGGAGAAGUUUUCAAAAGAUGGUCUGUUCCACCACGCACGAUUCUUGUCAGCUAGAUGCAUGAAAGCAGCACAGAGGAUUCAGUCAGACUCCAUGAAAGCUCUCAGCUUGAGGGAAUCCCAAUAUCGAGAUCACAGUCUGCAGUCAGAAUUCGACUUGAAGCCACCCUCAGCAUACAUGAGUAGUUCAGAAAUGCUCACACAAAAGCAUUUAAAACAGGAUGCAGACUCCAGAAUUUUGUAUGGUGAAAGGCCUAAAUCAUUGUCUGCAGCUUCUAGAUUUUUGUCAGUGAGUGAGCAGGACGCAUUAAAACGCAUUAAAAGACAUAAGUUCUACAAGCCCAAAACUGUAGACCAGAUUUACUUGACUGUCAAUGCUAUCCACAAUUACCUCAGAUUUGAUGAAACAUCAAUAAACACUCUCUACAACAAUUCACUUUCAGAAGAUUGGGGUCAACUUCUUUGUCCUUUUGAAGACACAGUGAAAAAGGGAAGUGAUACAGCAAUGAAGAAGACUACUGUCAAAAUCAGUGACACUGUUGAUGCUGUUGGACUAAGAGAUGACUGCAUUGAUGUCAAAACACUUAUGGCACCUUUUGAGUUGAAAAUGAAAAAAUUUAAAGAGAAAGACAAAUUUAGUGGUUUGGACACAAAAUGUUUUGUCACAAAACCAAUGAUAAAACGAUCAAAAUCAGCAGUAGCCUUUGUGGACUCUGUCAAAUUUAGACGUGCAAAGGAUCGACCCCAAACUGCAGUUGAAGAAAUCAAUAAGAGCAUGAGCUCUAGAACAACUAGCUCCAACAAUGGAUCUCGAGCCAAAGCCUUCAUACUUACAGAUUCUGCAACUGCCACUAUAGAACCCAAACACAAGUUGCAGUACAUAGUUGACAUAAAUCCAUAUCGAAACAACAGUGGCUUCACUCUUUCGACAAUGACACAACAAAAGGAAUAUGCAGAGAAAAUUGCGAAGGACCAUAAUGGUCAACAGCAAAGAACAAGCAACAUACACAGUUAGGCAGAAGGCUUCGUUAAAGAAAGAUGAAAAGUCUUAAGUUGGACUUAAUUUGCAUAAAUGAACUGAUGAAAUCUCAUGUUAAAAGUGGUUCACACAUAGUAAUAUAUUGAAUAAUGGUAACGAUAAAUAGUUUGCACGCUGUACAGGAAAUAUUAUACGUAUGUUUGUAUGUGUCAACACUACGUUUUAAGUGACAAUCUGAAUAAGAUGCAUAAGGUAUAAUAUCAAAGGGGUUAGUUCAGCAGAACGAUUUGUGCUGCAUUGGCAAUAUUGAAGGAUUGAUUACACCAGGUUAAGUUGUUACAAUACGGAAGUGAAUCCCUCUGUUAAUUAAACCAAACA